Messenger RNA from Polyodon spathula (Mississippi paddlefish), 4715 nucleotides. RefSeq names its product limbin-like. The transcript is spliced from 22 exons. Bases 311 to 4489 code for a protein of 1392 amino acids. Gene Ontology annotation, biological process: smoothened signaling pathway. NCBI's taxonomy places the organism in Eukaryota, Metazoa, Chordata, Actinopteri, Acipenseriformes, Polyodontidae. The record is from RefSeq and is a predicted model, not a curated record. Gene Ontology annotation, cellular component: plasma membrane protein complex; ciliary membrane.
GUCAAGGAAUGCAAUGUAAAACAGGAGAGAAGAAUGACUUCUGAUAAUGCUAUCCCGUGACUGAAGGAACACGUUAUUUGUCUUAUAUAUUUUUUAAAUAUGAUGGCCAUAUAUUUAUUUUUGGACCUUCGUCGUGAAGUAUUAAACGACCACAUUCUGGAGGCUGAGUAUGAUUGUGAACUGGGAGUGAGGGGCGAUCACAUUUCAGGAGGCUGUUCGAUUUAGUACUGCAGUAGAAGUGUUCCGAGGGGCACAACAAAGUUGCAAGCCUGAUUAACGUAACCAACCGUUUGUUACAUUAUUUACGAUAAUGCGCAAAAGUUCUUGGCAAAUCCCCAGGCUUUGGGCAUCAUUUAUUCCACAAAAUAAUAGAAAAAAUACAUGUUUACUACGAAUACUAAACAUUUGUACUGUCGCUUUACUACUAGCCACGUUAAUUUUAAGCGGUGUAAUAUAUUUUCACCAAUGUUUGAACUGUUUUUCAUUAUACAACGGCUACCGGUACAAUGUAACAAAAACGUUUUUUAAAGUAAUUAGUGAUUUAUUUCUGGAGAACCAAGAUUCAGAACCAAGUUACCAUUUUGAAAGGUUUGACAGAAAAAAAGACACCACUCGCUUGCAAGUGAGCAGCUGUAUACACACGCAGAUGCUGAGGAAUACAACGCUUCGCAAACACAAUACAUUCGGUGAAGACCAAAUGUGCAGAAUUGAAUUAGGAAAACGACCUAUAUUGUUUGAAAGCAAUUCAUUUAAGUUAGUAGAUGACAAGGGGCCAGUCUGUUUUUCAUCCAUGCACAGAAGAGAUCAUUUUUACAAAAGCGCGUAUGUCACAGAGAAAGCUGUAAUGUCUGGGAGCCAUGAGCAGAUGGUGGAGGACCCUGUUCUUUCACUGUCUUCUGCAGCCCCAGGAGGUCCAUGGAGACAUUCAGUAUUUACCCUGAUCAGCACCUGGGCAGGUGAUGCUCUCCAGAGAAGAAAAAGAGAAUCGUCGCCAGGACACAAACAUAUCAGAAGCCUGGCACAGGCUUCGACAUUUGGUCUGACAUUUCACAAGUGUGGACAGGUGGAUUCCAAAAAAGAAUUCCCGACUGUGUCUGUUAAGCUGGUGAUUAACAACACAGGUAUACCAGCAGCCACAAAUAUCUCCCAGCUCAGUAUACGGGAUGCGGUUACUGGCCUGACUCUGCAGGCUACUAGUGGUAACGUGUUGGAAAGAGGCUUCCAGACUUUCACAAAAGAUACCCUGACAGUUGGUUCAUACUACACAGUGAAGUACACAGCACUCCUAAAAGAGCCACAGAGUGGGAUUCUGGCACUGCCUGCCUACCUCACCUUUUCCAAUGCAUCACAGAAUGACAUCAAUUUGUUUGGUCCUUUGAUGGCAAACUUUACCCUGCAGGAGAGUUCAACUGGAAAGAUUCCGCCCAAUCACGGCAUACACUUUGUAGGAUUUCUGGUAGCAUUCAUCGUCUCAUUUGUCCUGGUGUGUUUAGUUCUCCUCAUAGUUUAUCAGAUCAGAAAAACGAGUGGGAAAAUACCUCAUCAGAACAGGAAAAAAAGAACUGGAGUAAAUGGAGAGUGUGAUCCUGAACAGACAAUCUGUAACAUAAGCGAGACGUCCAAGGAAGAAGCAGCUUUUGAGGACAAAAUUAUCGACAUACUGAUCUUUGAAGACCCCCUGAAUAUGUAUCAGGCCUUGGAUAAUCUGGAUAUGUCAAAUUUGCUGCACACGUCUGCCAGUUUAGAAAGCUAUCGAGUCCAAAUUUACAAAGACGUAAUAGCCAAGCUGCUUAGGAACGUGAAGGUAAGGGGAGACCUUUCCCCCCUUGCUGAGAAAAGACUGAACAGUGUUUUGAAUGGACAGCUGAUGGGAAUGGAAGGCAAGCUCAAAGAGGAGCAUGUUGCAAGGAUGGCUGCCCUGGCUGCUGAAUGCAAUCUGGAGACCAGAGAGGAGAUGGAGGCAGAGCACAGGAGAGUUACUGCAGAGAAGGGAAAAGCAGAGCGUUUGUUUCAACAGGUGGAUCAGCAGGAGGUGUUGGAAUUCAGUAUGCUCUUAGAUAAACUGCACAAAUUAGACCAAAGCCACCUUCAGCACUGUCUGCUGGUCAAACAUGAAGAAGCUUCGGCCAACGUCCAACGGCAGAUUGUUGUUUGCCGGAGGGUGGAGCUUCAUAAGAUCUUCUUUGAGGAACUAGAAGAAGCAACAAGGAUGGGGGAGCUGGAGAAUAAUGUCGCCAACAGGCUACUGCAUGUCUAUUUAACCAGUCAGGAACAACUGGAAGAGGUUUUGGACAUCCUGCUGGCUAACCAGAGAUAUAUUCUCGGAGAGAGACACGCCCACCGGCAGUUCCUAGUGCACAGCCUGCAAAGCUUAAAGAAUCUCAUAUGUGAAGUCUUCACCAAAGCUACACUACAGCUCGAAAGCUUCUUCCAAGAGCUUAAAAAUGAUGGUUAUGUGACAGAAGAUCAGGCAGGGUUGCUUUUGGACAAAGCCAAAAAGCAGCUGCUUCAGGUGAAGCAAAAUUUGGAUGAAGCCUUGAACAGAGAAAAGAGUGCCUUGCACUGUAACAUCACCAAGAAAAGAAGAAGCCAGAUUUGUGAAAAAGUUCAGGAGCAGAAACAAAAGCAGAAAGAUCUGGCCACUGUUUCAAAGGCAUCCGAAGAAAGCCUGGAUCUUCAUCAUUACCUGAACUGCUGGCAAAAUCUUUUGAUCUCUCAGUGCAUAGAAGUGGGAGACCUGAUCAGUAACCUUGAUGAGGAGGCUGCUGCAGACAUUAGGAAAGUGAGCAUGCGUCUGAUUCAAAGUGCCUGCAGUGAGAUCAAGAGCAUCCAGCCCAGGAUUACCCAGGAGCUCUCAAGUUUGGGCGCACCCAGGCUUGCGCUUCAGCAUGCAGGGUCAAAACACCAGCUGAUGGCAGGUGUUCUCUCUGAAGCCCAGGAGAGGCUCCACAAAGAAGGGAAGAACGCUCUCAAAGUCCUGCAGAAGACUAGAGACAAACUGCAGGAGCAGCUAGAGCUGGAGAUGAAGGAACAACAAGCUCUGAGGCAAAGUGGAAGAUCAGUUUUUGUAAAUCUUUGCAAGUCUCAGCUUACUUUGUCUGAGGUUGAUCUGCUGAAGAUGAAGCUGGAGUUCCAGAAAUGUCUCUCAAUGAUGGAUAACUGCUUGGUUCUUCCACGAGCCCAGACCCGGUCCAGGCUGCAGGCCUACCUGUCCGACUGGAGGAAGGCCAUUUUAAUGAAGACGGAACGCAGUCACACAGUGAUGCAGGACAAACAGCAAAAAUCUAAACUCAAAAAACAACCCCAUGAGGCAAAGAUAAGCCAAGACCAUGCUGAGUUUCUGGUUCUGCAAAAAAGAAUAGAAGAGAAAAUGAAUCUGUAUGAACAAGAAAAAGAGAUUGAAAACACAGCCAUGAAAAAGGUCCUGGUGGAAAUGCUGCACGAAAGAGCCCACCAUCUCAAGGCUCAGGAGGACAGGCUGGCGGUACACAUGGCUGCUUUGCAGUUUCAGAAAGCUGAAAAGAGAGUGAGGGCCCUGGAGGCAUAUGCUGCCAUUGUGAGUCUGCAGACAUUGCUGGUGGAGGAGCUGAGAAUGUCAGGGUCAAUGACAGGGUCAGAAACUGUGCAAAUGAUCCAGAAACACAGUCAUGGGUUGGAAGAUGCCGAUAACCAGCUGAAGCUGAAGGAAUCAGCUGAGUGGGAUGCUUUAAUGAAGGAAUAUAGCUUGGCUGCUGCUGUUGAAGGACCUUCGAGUGAAACUCAAAGAGGGCAGGAGGAAAGCCAGCUAGCUGUCAGUCUGCAGCAUGCGCUCACAAAGUGUCAGCACGUGACGUGUGUGCAGAGACAAAGGUUACGAGAAGAAGACGCAGUCAGCCAGGUAACUGAGGAUUUGAAAGAGCAGCUCGAGUUUAAGAGACUCCACAUGCGUUUUGAUCAGGAUCUUGAAUUUCUUGCUUACUUGGUCAAGCAGACUCGGGUACCAGCAAGUGUGUUGCUUGAAGUCCUGCAUUUAUUGCUUCCCACAUCCUCAGAAACUGACUUAAUUUCCAUCAUUGAUCCAGUCUGCCCCAAACCAGCGCAGACUGUGACAGUAAAUGAUCGAGAGAAAGGGCAGUAUAAAGGCUCAGGAAGAUCUCUGGCUAGCAAACUAAGAGAAGAGAUCAUCAGAAAUAAUAAGAGUACUGGCUCUUUGGGCAAAGAGAAAGCAAGUAUAUUGAAGAAGAAACAAGUUCAGCUCCUGAAACAGGUUUCCUUUUCCCAUUUGGAGCAUUCAAACAGCCCCCAAGGAGGUGGCAGACAGGACAACGUGGACAGUACUGUGGAGCCAGCAGCAGAUGUGCUACACGUGCCACAUACAGGAGAGAAGGUGUUUGUUUUUCGAUGUAAAGCAAGUCUGCAUGAUUCUUUGGACACAACUCCUAAGAAGAAGAAAAAGAGGAGCUUCCUUAACUUCAAAAAGUCAGCAGUUGCUAAUAGCGACCUAUUGUAAUACAUUCUUCUGCAGUAUGUUGAUAUUUAUCAUAAAGCUUUGCAGUUUCAGUAAGAAAGCUACUGUAACCAAUACAGUUUAUACCCUUGAAAGUUAUUAUAUCUUAUAAACCUUUUGUAUUUUGUAUUUUGUAUUUUUAUUUUUUUUUUAAAUCUCUUGUUUUGUGUAAUGGAUUUAUUGCUCAUAAAGGAUGUCAGAUUGAGAGUGCUGGCGGUUGAAGGGUUUA